Microthlaspi erraticum is the source of this 1239-nucleotide messenger RNA. The record is from the annotation of a GenBank genome assembly. NCBI's taxonomy places the organism in Eukaryota, Viridiplantae, Streptophyta, Magnoliopsida, Brassicales, Brassicaceae.
AUGAUGCUCAGAAUCCGAAGCAGAGAUGGAUUGGAGCGAGUCACAGCCGAUGGAGCUCAUAUCACAGUUUCCCAGCUCAAAAGCUUAAUCGGGGAUCAGCUCCAGAUCCCUCUCCAUAGCCAGACCUUAUCCACCAAUCGUGAUCUUCUCCUCGCCAAAACUCCCACUGAUCUACUCGCCUUCACCGACCUCUCCGACCCCAACCUCCCCCUCUCCUCUCUGAAUAUCGGCCAUGGCUCUGUGGUCUACCUCGCCUACGAGGGGGAGCGCACGAUUCGUGGAGGUCCUGCAGUCACGCCCGCCGGAUCGUUCGGGAGGAAGAUGACCGUCGAUGACUUGAUCGCACGCCAGAUGCGAGUCUCUCGUCAGGAGAAGUCUCACUGUGACUCCGUCUCCUUGGAUCGUGAUUGCGCCAACGCCUUCCAGCACUACGUCAACGAGUCGCUCGCGUUUGCGGUCAAGCGCGGUGGGUUUAUGUAUGGCACCGUCGCCGAGGAAGGACAGGUGGAAGUUGAUUUCAUAUACGAGCCGCCGCAGCAAGGGACGGAGGCGAACCUGAUUCUGAUGAGAGAUGCCGAGGAAGAGAAGCGCGUGGACGCAAUCGCCAUGGGCUUAGGGAUGAGGAGGGUCGGUUUCAUAUUUAGCCAGACUGUGAUGCAGGACAAGACUGAGUACACGCUGUCGAACGCGGAGGUCUUACAGGCGGCGGAGCUUCACGCCGAGAGCGAGUUGCAGGAGUGGGUCACGGCCGUGGUGAAACUGGAGGUCAAUGAGGACGGUGGCGCCGAUGUCCAUUUCGAGGCGUUUCAGAUGAGCGAUAUGUGCAUCAGGCUGCUCAAGGAAGGGUGGUUCGAGACGGAGAUUGGGCCGGACGAUGAUCCCAAGCUCUCUAAGAUGAACAAGGAGGUGGUUGUUGGUGUCAAGGAUGUUAAGGAGGUGGAUAACGAUUUCUUCCUCGUAGUCGUCAAGAUAUUGGAUCAUCAGGGACCUCUAUCAUCAACAUUUCCAAUAGAGAACAGGAGCAUUCGGGCAACGAUGCGGGCUCUCAAAACCCAGCUGGACCGUGCAAAGAGCUUGGCGUUGGUGAAGAGGAUCUCAGAUUUUCAUCUGCUUCUCUUUGUGGCUCAAUUUCUGGACGUGUCAUCGGACGUCCCUGCCUUAGCGGAGUGCGUGCGUCUGCAAUCGCCUGUUCCCGAGGGCUAUGCGUUGCUCCUCGAGUCCAUGGCCAAUACUUGUUAA